CGGAAAUGAAACCCGAAGGAGCUGUGUUUCAUUCUCAGAUAAAUUUGACAAACCAAGAUUUCUUAAGACAAAGGAAAAUUUUUCUUUCUUGACCCACCUACGAUUAUACUACGGUGACCACGACAGGUUUUUAAUCUCCUCUAUUAAGAUGUCGAAUGAUCGAAGACCUACAGCUGUGACAAGGGUGAUACCAAUCCCCAAAGACAAAGUUGGACUUGUCAUUGGAAGGAGAGGAUCAAGAAUACAGGAAAUCAGCGGGCAAACCGGAGUCCAGAUAUCAAUUAAUAAAGAAAAUCAAGCGCACCUAAGAGGCACGGUAGAACAAUGUCAAAAUGCAGAAAAGUUAAUAAAGGAAAUCGUGACGGUAAGGGCUCAUUAGUGGGUAAAAGGAGGCCGAGUGUCUGUAUCUAACUCAGUGUCAAUUGAGCUGUUCUAGAUUCUGUACAUUGGAUGUUUUUGUUUUCGAAUUAAAAAGAAAACUUUAAUCAAAGGACCAAGGGGGUUGUAAAUCACCCACAAUGGUAGGUAUUUUUAUAAAGUAUAAAUGUAAUAUUGGUAUGAGGUGGCUAUCUUACCGCAAGUUUUCUUCAGCCUGCUGCUUUUAAACUCUCUAGAUCCGUCAUUGAACUUCCCUUGAUUUCAUAAGAUACAAACCUUUAAAUAUCACUGAUUGCAUAUGUUAUACAUAUGAAUUCUCAAAAGUUUCAAAGCUCGUGUUUAUUCUCUCUCCCCAGAUUUUUUUUAAGUCUAAAUUCGGUUAUGUCUUUACGGUUAUGUCUGAUCCGUAAGGUGCUCAAAACAACGAAAAAGGCGGGUUUAAGAAGCUCCAUGUUGAUAUACCUGACAAAUUCAUGGGCGCCGUCAUCGGAAAAGGAUAUGAGAAGUUGAACAAUAUCUCAACUAAGACUGGCGUAACUCUAAAAGCCUUCAGGGGCAGCCCUGGCCUGUACUUCAAAGGAUCGAGAGAGGGCGAAAAAAAAGCGAUACGAGAAGUAAAGGAAAUUGUGGUGAGUGUGCAUUGGUCCCCCUGUUGUGAUUAUGUUAGUUUUGGUUUUACGACACUGGAUACAAAACGCACCCAGAAGACUUCUUUUAUACUGGCAGGCUUAAUUAUCAAUCUUUUGUGCGCAGGUGAAAAAAAGGGUCAGAACAUACUCCUCACCUCCCCUUGAGGGAAAAAUUCUUACGUUGUUUUCCAUAUGUUGUAAAGACUAGUUUACAUAAAUGUAAUAAAAUACAAAGGAGACUACCCCUUUUAUGAAAGACAUCCUAAGGCCUCGUAACAAAGGCAAUCCCUCUUCAAAUUAUCUUAAAAUUUAAGAUAUGUUCACUUCUCGUGCUACUUGAAUGUCUUCGUAGGAACGAGUGAGUAUUUCAGUGUGGGUUACCUUCGCAACAUGACAUCACACUUUCCUCUAGUAUCUCCAAAAACAAAAGAGAGCUCAAGAAAGUUCUCGUUAGGAGAUUAGGGAUUCAUUGACCUGACGGCUUUCUUGGUAUUGGACGUAGGUCUGUUGUGAUGCACCAUUUGCAAUUAACGGUUUUCUUUUCAUUUAAGAAUCUUGCAAUCAAACGUUCACGGAACGUUAAACCUCCAGAUAGGUUUGUUUACGUGGACACUGCUCAGCUAGAAGAAAACCACGAGUUUGAGCUGCAGAAGUUAGAAUCAGAUCAAGUCACCGGCUCUGGAAAUAAGUCCUUCCGACUGAAGCUACUGGAACAUCCACGAGGAAAGGUCUGCCUGAUUUUUCGCUGAUCUUGUAUAAAAAAACGACUGUCUAACCCCAAACUAACCCUUAAAUAGAGAAAGUGAUUCAUGCAUGCAGACAUAUUGUGAAUGUUACUGCUUAAAAAAUUAAUCAUUCAAUCUCAGCAACACAGUUUAAACUACAGCAUUCACUAUAUAUAAACAUAACUAAUUUCACACGAUGAGUAGGUAUUAGAAGGUUUCGACCUAUCAUAGAGCAAGUUCCCCCUCCUACGUGUUCGCUGUAAACCUCCACAUGAAAAAGAACUACAGCCCUAGAACAAGACGCUAACUACAGAAAUUUUCUAUUUCUGUACUUGCUCUCGACACAUUUUGUCUCGCCUUUGUCAAAACAUUUUUAGAAACCAUGAAUGAACGUUUUCUGAUCCUCCUCGCCAAAAGUCGAUCCAGCUGUUCCGUUUAAAGUCGUUUCUUUUAUUUGGAAAAAUAACAUAAUGCAUGCUUAUAACUUCGGAAAGCUUGAUUUUUCAAUGAAGUCAUAACGCACAACGACUUUUAAACUGAGGGGAAUCGACUACAACGUCUAAACAAAGUGAAACAAGCGAUAAAACAAGCAAUAACCAACUGUUAUUACAAAAGACAUUGCAAUCAUCUUGUUUCUUAACAGGAAACAGAUGAUUUUGCUGACACGGACGAUCUGAAAGAAAAGAUCCGCGGAGUUUUGAGGCAAAUUCACAAAGAGAAGAUGGAAGGGGGCAAGGUUAAGAUAGAAAUGAAGAGUCGUUUCGGUCACGCCUAUAUAACCAAGAUUGAUGAAGGUGAGAAAUGUGGAAAGGGAGGACAACAAGGUAGAAGAAUAAAAAGCAUAUGAAUUUAUCAAAAUAUCUCUGAUGAAGUAUCUUAAAUCGAAUUCCGGAAGAUUCACGAAAAUGCACGGUUCUCUAACUAACAUAAAAGUGGAAUGUGGAGGUGUUAAUCUAAGAUUUUCUUUCUUUUGUUUUUCUGUACUGCAGAUGAAGAGAAAGAUACUUUUACUCUGAAGGAGAUCAAAGAAAGAAUUGAAUCUACGGAUGACAAGAGCUGGAAGCCGUCCUUCAAGGAAGGCGUCUUGAGAAUGGAAGUUGAGGCAAUUGAGAGGGGCCUUGAAUCUUUCGCAUCAACUGAAGAUAUCAGAUAUGACUUCACAUUCUACACUCCUUCUUGCCGAGAUAUUCGUGUUAAGGUAUUUUAAGUCUGUAAAUAGAGUAGAUAAGAACAUCCAUUUGUAUCGUAUGAUCCUUUUCAUCAUCUGACGAUGGACUUGGAUUGUCCUUUCUUGUAAAAAAAGACUUUCAACUUCUGAUCAAACACUUUCGAGAUUCGCCAAACAGAAAAUUAAGAGGGGUAUUCUCGUUUAUAUCUGCAAGGUUCAGUGAAAACUAUACGGUCUUUAAGGAAUCCGGACAGUUUGUUCUUAUUAGGGACGUUAAAUAUAUGUUGUUAAAGUCUCUUAAAUUGUGUUCUACCUCUUAAUUAAAGGAAUAAGUCUCCCGUAGCUGAGGAACUGAGACACCAAAAAACUGUCACUUGUUUUAGAGAAGCCUGUCUACUUCCCUGAAUAAAGACUAAUUGGAAUUAGUUUUCAAUUCCCUAAAUUUCUUGCUUCUCUCUUUGUGCCAGGCAUGGCUGGUGAAGGAACAUUCUGAGGACGAGGGUGCUACAGCUCCUUCGCUAAUGUUCUCUCGCAAUGCUCCUAUUCCCGUCAAAAACGUCUUGACUCGUGUGUUAUCCGAAGACGAGACCGGGAGUACAUCGAACGAAUCAUGCUUCUACCUGUGUUCUCAGUUUCAACAAAGAAUGAGAGCAGACAUUUUGAUACCUUCCAAGGGAUUUGACUGCCGUUUGUCGAUUAGAACAUGUGAGUCUGUGAAGUAUGACAAAAGAGACGUAAUAAACAGCUUCUCACAGCUCUCAGCGGCAUUAACUUUUAAUUUCUUGAGUUUUUUUUAUUGUGAAUGGAAAACUUACCGCGAAUGACAAUAAAAAAGGAAGAAAAAAGCAAAAAGAGCGAAAUAUUGGAUGAUAUUUGCCAUCAGUUUUACCGACCAAAAAAUAAUUAAUGAAAGCAGCUUACAGCACUGAGUAGCGUUUUUGACUCCAUGAUUUAUUCCUCUGAACCUCAGAAGAAAGGUUCAUAUCAUGAAGUCAAAAACGCUUGACUCUGUAAGGGACUAGUUUUCACGGAGAGUAACACUGAAAGAAAAUAAUGGAAGGAACUAAGUAUGGGCUUCUGUCUAACGUUGUUGCACAGCCAGUCCACCAGCCAGACUGCCAGCCAGUCUGCCAGCCAGUCCACUAGCGAGUCUGCCAGCCAGUCAGCCAGCCAUCCGUCAGCCAGUCCACCAGCCAGUCCUCCAGCCAGUCUACCAGCGAGUCCGCCGGCCAGUCCACCAGCCAGUCUGCCAUCCAGUCAACUAGCCAGUCUGCCAACCAGUCUUCCAGCCAGUCUGCCAGCCAGUCAGCUAGCCAAUCCGCCAACCAGUCCUCCAGCCAGUCAGCUAGCCAGUCCGCCAGCCAGUCCACCUGCCAGUCUGCCAGCCAGUCCGCCAGCCAAUCAGCUAGCCUGUCCACCGACCAGUCUGCCCUCCAGUCAGCUAGCCAAUCUGCUGGCCAGUCCACUAACCAGUCUGCCGGCUAGUCCUCCAGCCAGUCAGCUAAUCCACCAGCCAGUCAGCUAGCCAGUCCGCCAACCAGUCCGCUAGCCAGUAAACUAGCCAAUCUGCUAACCAGUCCGCCAGUCAAUCCGUCAGCCAGUCUACCAGCCAGUCCUCCAGACAGUCAGCCAGCCAGCCAGUCUACCAGCCAGUCUGUCAGUUAGUCAGCUAGCCAGUCUUUUAGCCAAUCAGCUAACCAGUCAGUUAGCCAAUGUGCCAGCCAGUCAGCCAGCCAUUCAGAUAGCCAGUCUGCCAGCCAUUCCUCCAGCCAGUCUGUCAGCCAGUCCGCUAGCCAGUCCUCCAGCCAGACCGCCAGCCAGUCCACCAGCCAGUGUUAAAUGUCAGCUUUGAAACCAGUUAGCUAUCAAGUGAGUUGUUUCGUUAGCGAUUGACUAUUCUACAUUUUAAGUUCUUUCUUUUUUUUUCUAAUUGUUUAAUUUUGUUUCGAUUUUUUAUGAAAAAGACGGACAUUCAUCUACAUUGUAAAGAAUGGGAUAAUGCUUUUGAUGAAGGAGACUGGGAACCAGAGCAGAUCGCUGCUAAGCUACCGGCGUUCCUAAAAUUUCUGAAACAAGUUCAGACACACGUGGCCCCACAUGAAGAGGCUAUUGGAGACGAAUUUUAGCCAAACGUAAUUGAAGAGCAGGUUAAAUCUAUGGUACUUACAGAGAUCAAUUACUAAAAUGUGAUGGAUUAACAUGUAUGCGGAGAAUACAUGUCAGUGUAUUGUCCGUAUUAUUAUCACCACUUAACUAAUGGACGUAUAUAGGAGAAACAGUUGUAACAACAUAGACAAUGAACAAUGCAAUAUUGACUUAAAGUUUUGAAUAAUUAUUCUUGAAUAAAACGAUGAAACACAGCUGUGUAUAUAUUAUGGUCACAGCCAAUAGUUUUUCGCAAAUGCGAAAUGUGUAACGAGUACAUUAGUUAAAAAAGAACUUUUAAUUCUUGCAAGCAAUUGAUUUUAAAAUAUACAAACGCUUCCAAAAAAAUUGUUCUCAUUUAUAUGAGGAUUAACGACAAACUCUACUUUAAACUAAAAUUAUCAAAAACCAAACUCUG
Messenger RNA from Pocillopora meandrina, 5463 nucleotides. Lineage: Eukaryota; Metazoa; Cnidaria; Anthozoa; Scleractinia; Pocilloporidae. The record is from the annotation of a GenBank genome assembly.